This is a messenger RNA of Rotaria sordida, 2340 nucleotides long. The record is from the annotation of a GenBank genome assembly. NCBI's taxonomy places the organism in Eukaryota, Metazoa, Rotifera, Eurotatoria, Philodinida, Philodinidae.
AUGAAUGUUAUUGAUAAUGUACGUCGUGCUUUUCGUUCAAAAUAUUCAUUUGAUAUACAAUCGACAUGGUUACAACCAUGUCUUGCUUGGUUACGUGAUCAAUUUCAAAUAACAGAAUUAACUAAUAAUUAUACACUUGAAAAAAUCUAUACUCAAUGGCUUCAUACAGAUAUUGCUCUUAUUGCUGAUGCAUGUUGUUUACCAAAUGAUUUAGAUUUAAAUGCAAAAAAAAUUCAAUUAAGUGGAAAAUAUGCAUUACAAAUCAAUAGUAUAUUAUGUAUAUCUGAAUCAUACUAUAGUCAAGUAUUAGAUAUACAUGGUGAUCAAAAUGAAAAUGAACGAAUUGAUACAGAUAUAACUGAAACUCAGCAAUGGAAACCACCACCAACUAAACGUGCUCUCUAUUUGGAAUUAACUGAUGGUAAAACAAUUCUUCGUGGAUUAGAAUAUGAAACAAUUAGUGGUCUUGAUCGAGAUUCAACAUUACCGGGUGCAAAAAUUCUUGUAACUGGUCCAAUACUUUUUCGUCGAGGAAUGUUACUUUUAACACCUAAAAAUACAAAAAUACUUGGUGGUUAUGUUGAAAGUUUACUUGAUAAAAAUACUUCUAUUGAAACAGCAUUAACUUCAUUAUCAAAAACAGCAUCAAAAUUAGAUGAAAGCCGAAUGCGAUUUAAUCGAUUAAAUAUUAAAGUUCAUCCACCGAUUGUUUCUAAUGAUUCAACAAAUAGAAUAACUGAUAGACAAACAAAUCAAGAUAAUUUUCAUGACGAUGAAGAUGAAAUGGAUGAAUUCAUUCGACAAGCAUAUGCUGAUGGUAUGCUUAAUGAUGAUAGUCAUGUAGCUCCAGAAUCUAUUGAUUAUAAUCCUCCUCCUCCUUCAUCAUACAAUACUAUUCAACCAUCUACUACUACUACUAAUCGAAUUCCAACACCAAUUGAUCAACCAGAAGAAGUGAUUUUAAUUUCGGAUGAUGAUGAUGAUAAUUACUUACUACAAACAAAUAUUCCUCCAACAGAAUCAUCAUUAUCUGAUAAUCAAAUAUCUGAUGUUUCUUCUUUUGCACCUCCAUCAUCACCACCACCACCACCACCGGUACGACCUUCAAUUCCUAAAGUAUCUUUACCUUAUACAUAUUUAUCUCUUAUUCGUCAUCAAAUAUCUCAAUCGAAUAGAAAUUAUCAAGAUUUUAUAAUAAAAGGAUGUUUUUCAUCAUUAGUUACAAAUCCACGUGUAAUUAAAAAUGAAUUUGAUUUACUAGCUUAUGUUAAUGAUGGUAGUGAUUGUUUACUUGUUCAAUUAGCAUCUGAUCUUCUAGCUCAUCGUAUUGGUAUAACUGUGUUAGAAUUAAUGAUAAAACGAAAAGAAUGUAAAAAUGAUAUAGAUAAACAAAAAUUUCAAACAGAUUUUAAUGAACGUUUAAAAAAAUUUGGUCAUGAUGAUGAUCGACGAAUUAUCAUCGUUUUCGAAGACAACAUAAAGUUGUCAUUAGCAAAAAAAAAUACAAUUGAAAAUCAAUUUGUAGAUAAUCAAUAUUUUUAUUACCGUAUGCAAACAUCAUUACUAUCACUUCAAUCAAUAACAGUCAAUUUGGAUUCACCAUAUAAAAUAUCCACUGAACAACUUCAUGUAUUACAAACAAGUAAUAUUUCCAUAUCAUUUCGAUUUUUACGACCUGGAGAUCAAUCAGAAGUAAAAUCUCUUUGUUGUGAUUGGUUUCCUAUUGAAUAUCCUGAUCUAUGGUAUGAUGAUAUUGUACAUGAUACAAGAUAUUUUGCUUUAGCUGCAUGUGAAAAAAAUACACAACGAAUAGUAGGUUUAGUUGUUGCUGAUAUACUUCCAUUAGGUAGUUGUAAUCGUGAAGAUCAACAAAUUUUACAUAAAUCAUUUCCAUUAACAACACCUGUUUGUUAUAUACUAAUAUUAGGUGUUGAAAAAGAAUAUCGACGACAAGGUUUAGCUGGUAUUUUAUUACAACAAUUAUUAAAUACAUUAUAUGAACGUGCAACAUGUAAAGCUGUUUAUUUACAUGUUUUAUAUUCAAAUAGACAAGCUAUUAAAUUUUAUCAAUCAAAACAAUUUCAAUAUCGUGUACAUUUACCCCAUUAUUAUUGUAUAAAAGGUGACAAUUUCGAUGGUUAUUGUUUUGCUCUUUAUAUCAAUGGUGGUCAUCCACCAUUUACUCUAAGUGAUUUCUUUUCCAAUUGGUGGACCUAUUUAACAGGAACAAGUCCUUGUCGUUUACUUCAAACAUUAGGGCAUUUUGUUGCAAAUAGGUUUAUAUUUACAGAUAAUCAUCAACGUACUUCAUCUUAUAAGCAAAUAUCACGAAUUAUUUGA